CCAGACUUGACCGGACGUUUAUCUCUGCCCCGACGUCACACGAAAACGCACCGUAAACAUGUAGAAAAACUGAACAUCUGGACCUCUACAACUUCUACUCAACCCAAUUGCAAGACAGAUCAAUCGUCAUCGUCGAACAUGCCCGACGAAGUUUCCGGUUCCCAGGAGUACGCCUCCCCAUACCAUCCCCAGGGCAAGCUCUACGGCUUCGUCUGCGUCGUGACAGGCGCCGGUCCCAAGAACGCAAUCGGUUACUCUACCGUCCUCGAACUCGCAGCCCACGGUGUUGCAGUAAUCUACGCAAUCGACACCACCCUCCCAAACCUCGACGCCCUUGUCUCCGCGUGUGCCUCCACCUCCCCCAACACCAAAAUCCUCGGCGUGGAGCUCGACGUUAAUGGUGAACAGGGACAUCUGGAACUCAUCGAUGAUAUCUUGAAUUUGUGGGGGAGGCUGGAUGUGUGGGUUAGUACUUCUACCGCAUUAGGGCCUGGACAUCUCACGAGUACGGGACCGGGGGGGUUGACGGAGACGAUGGUUGCGGAAGCCGUUGCGCCGUUUUGGGCGGUCAAGUGGGCGCCGGGUGCGAUGAAGAAGGUUUGUUCGAAGCGGGAUUAUCCGAAUGCUGCGCCGAAGAAGUCGUCGUUUGGGUCCAUUAUCGUCGUCACGCAUACCGCGAGCCAGGUUGCGGGGCCGUGGGGUCCUGCGUUGGUGAUGGCCUCGCAUGCGGCGCUUGGGGUUGUGAGGUCUGGAUGCCGUGAGCUCGCUGGGACGGGGGUGCGGAUUAAUGCUAUUUCGGCUGGGGUGAUUGAGCAUCGGGGGAGGGAGGAGGCAGCGGUGGUGAAGGGCGUUCCGUUGAUGAGGGCGGGAAAGCCGGAGGAGGUGGGGAAGGUUGUGGGGUUCUUGGCUAGUGGGUUCUCGAGCUAUGUUAACGGAGCGAAUAUCGUUGUUGAUGGUGGUGCGACGGCUGUUGGGUGUAUGUAGAGUAGUAGAAGAGGAUAUCGUUACAUAAGGCAAAGCGUAGUUACAAUGGCAUAUCUCUAUCUCCCAUGCCCGCCAC
Messenger RNA from Saitoella complicata NRRL Y-17804, 1060 nucleotides. Its product is annotated as NAD(P)-binding protein. The record is from RefSeq and is a predicted model, not a curated record. Lineage: Eukaryota; Fungi; Ascomycota; Saitoellomycetes; Saitoellales; Saitoellaceae. The coding region runs from base 139 to 984 and encodes 281 amino acids. The transcript has a single exon.